Molecule: messenger RNA, 1115 nt
Organism: Bipolaris sorokiniana ND90Pr
Lineage: Eukaryota; Fungi; Ascomycota; Dothideomycetes; Pleosporales; Pleosporaceae
Exons: 1
Coding region: 381-1028 (215 amino acids)
Source: RefSeq, a predicted model, not a curated record
CCUGAAUCAAUGCGCACAAAUGCCUCAACUCACUCUUCACCCAUUACUGCUUACAGCUUCGUGUCAAUUCACCGUUCACUUCCCUGCUCUUUCACACACAAUCAGCUAUCACGAUGAAAAUCAGCCAUAACAAACACAAUGACUCUUCUCCUUACCCUCCCUUCAAGCUACAGCUUCUCUCCACAGCGCUGACGCUCCUCAACCAACCCCCUUAAUACCAACCUCAGCGCCCAUCUCGUCCUUCUUCACAAAGUACCCCAAUCUAUCCGAUAGCAAACAAAGCCUCAUCUCGAAAACCGCCGCUCACCUAUCGGACCCCCCUAAUACCCACCACCCCAACCAAACGCAUCCUCGACCAACUUCCACACAAACAUUUCCACAUGUGCAAAGAAACUUUCUCCCGCCACCGCCACUGCACGCACUCGCGCCUCCUCAACCGCACCUACUGCUCCCUCGUCGUCCCACCCUCCUUCCGCACCCCUUCAGCCGCCCGCGCCUGUCCGCGCUACAAACAGCACCGCGAGAAGCCCAGCGCACAGAUUCCGUGCUUCGCUUGCAAGAGGCAAGAACGGAUCCGAGAGAUUCUGGCCGAGGAACAGGAGAUGGCGCGGAGCGAGCUGCGGGCCGCGGGGUUUAGUGAGGGGAAUGUGCGGGUGAUGAUGAUGCCGCCGCCGACAGGGUUUGUGAUGCCGAGGUUGUUUCCGAAGAGGAGGGUUGGAGGUAGGGACGGAGGUGAUGUGACGGGGAUGAUGGGGCAUCCAUUGAGUCGAUGUGCGCAGGAUGUGCAUCCGUUGUUUCGACAUGCGCAGGAAGUGGAUGGUUCGGUCACCGACGAUACUAGGGGGUUGACGCCUGAGAAAGUGGACUCGCGUAGCUCGGGGGAUAGCAGUGAUAGCGGACUACACAAAGAUAUUGGAGAAGUUAAGACGAAGACCGGAAAAGGCUUCAAGAACUGGAUCAAGGAGUUUCUGCUGGCUGGAAAUGUGGAUGAAGCGGUGAGUAUUGGGUUCCCGAAGAUGGAUGCUUAGAUGUUGGUAGAACGGCUUGGGUAAAGGAAGAGCAGAUAUACAUAUGUAUGCGGGGAUACAAUGGCUAUGAAGAAGCAGGUUUGGGAU